GCUAGGGGGCGUGGCCGUGGGGGCUACCCAGUGGUGCUCGGCUGACUGGCGGAAGCCUUCGGUGAAGCGUCGGCAGCGGGCGGUCGGGCUGCCGAGCCGGCGCGCGCGAAGGCUGCUGGGAGGCUGUGGAGCCCGGGGCAGCGCUAUGGCAUCGGCGGGGGCUCGCGGCGCCCUCCCGGGCUCGGUCUCCGUGCUGGCUUGGGGCCUGGCGCUGUGGUGCCUGUGCGGGGCGGGCCCGCUGUGGAGUGGCAGCCAUGAGUGGAAGAAACUAAUUUUGACCCAGCACUGGCCCCCAACAGUUUGCAAGGAAGUUGACGGCUGCAGAGAUACUCUGGAUUAUUGGACAAUACAUGGACUAUGGCCUGAUAGAGCAGAAGAUUGUAACCAAUCCUGGCACUUUAACUUAGAUGAGAUUAAGGACCUUCUGCGAGACAUGAAGAUCUACUGGCCCGAUGUGAUCCACCCAUCCUCUAACCGUAGCCGGUUCUGGAAACAUGAAUGGGAUAAGCACGGCACCUGCGCUGCCCAGGUGGAUGCCCUCAACUCUGAGAAGAAGUACUUCGGGAAGAGCCUGGACCUGUACAAGCAGAUCGACCUCAACAGUGUGCUGCUAAAAUUUGGGAUCAAGCCAUCUAUCAAUUACUACCAGCUUGCAGAUUUCAGAGAUGCGCUUACCAGGAUCUAUGGCGUGGUGCCUAAAAUCCAGUGCCUUGUGCCAGAACAGGGAGAGAGUGUACAAACUGUUGGUCAAAUAGAGUUAUGCUUCACCAAGGAGGACCUCCAUCUGCGAAACUGCACUGAGCCAGAUGAGCGGCUGUCCUUCAGGCCGGAUGCCCGGCUGGCCACGGGGGCUUCCACACACGGGAUGAUGGUCUGUGAAGAUGGUCCAAUCUUCUAUCCUCCGCCUGCAAAGACCCAACUUUGAUGUUCACAUUUUGGAAAUAUUUUAUGUUCCACAAACGGGAGUCCCCAGCUGCUGCCUGUGCCUGCUUCUCAAGUGUUCCCAGAUCCUUCUCAAGUGUUCCCGCCUCUUUCCAGGGAGACCAGCACUGUUCUUUACACACGUUUAUGUCUGCAUCGACUGCAUCGGCAGCAAGUCACAGUGCAUGCCAGUUCCCGUUCUGAUCUGCCACCACAAGGAUUGCUACAGCUGCUCCUUUUCCACGCCGGCACCUGGCUUCUGUUCCCUCCGGUGUCUUUGCUUACUCGAUGGAUCCACUGCUAGGAGACGAGCUCCUGCUUGCAUCCUUUGCCCACACCGUGGAGGUGAGGAUGCUCUCACUCUCCACACUGAGCUGCUUUCUUCCUUCACCAUCCUGGUCCUUAAUUCACUGGGUCUCUGAUGCCCAGAAAAAGGGAGGAAAAGGAAGGAAGAGAAAUUUUACCAACUUCCAAAGCUUUGUUUUCACAACCUGCAAAGUUCACGUGCAUCGACACACACUUGGAUUCCUGCAGAUGCAGAAGGCAAGCAGAAGGAGUGGAGGGCACUGUGCAUGCUCUGAGACUCAUGCUCAGAUGAACGCUCGUCCUGACACCCUGCUGUGAAGUCCUGCAGAGGGCUAAGUGCAGGAAGGUUGCAUUUCUUUACCCCCCACCCACCACAGUAGAUGAUUCUGGGGUGGAGUUCACACCUAGGAGCCCUGGAGGCUGAGAACUGAGGCUGUUGCCUGUUUUGCAGAGCUUUGCAGGGACACUGCCUGUUUCUUUACCCUGUAUUUUUUUUUUUUGGCCAAACUUUAAUACCAUUUUUUUUUUUACAUAAUUUUUCCUACCUUCCAAUGUACUGUUCUUAAUGUUUCUUGCCCUCUUGGACUGUCUAGACCUCCCUGACCCUGUGGAAAGAUGGAGGCAGCUCUCCAGGCAGCAGAGCACAGCAAAGCUUCAGCACAAUGGGGAGGGUUCCAAGGAAGGCUGAGCAAGCAGGCAAUGUUCCCUUUUCAAGAGCUGGCAGGAGAGAAAUGUCCUUGAGCUGAUGGGGAGAUGCUGCUUGGUGACAUCUGUAUUUGGAGUCUCUGAGCUCAGCGCAGUAGAGCCGCACCAGUAUGUCCAAGCUUGGGCCUCCUCCCCUGUGGGUGGAGCUGGAAUCUUCCAUUCAGCAUGCACUUCUCCAGGAUGGCCCUGUGGUGACCUCCCUCCUAGAGUUCAUACGAUAGAUGGUAUUUGCCUUAAGACCCCCUCUUCUUUAAUGUGCCACAGAAUUCUGAGCAGAUGGAGGAAGCCAAAUUUGAGAAAGACGGACAGUUGCUGCAUGGUCAGAACCUGUCAGUGUGGUUGCGUGUGUGUCAUGCCUUAUUGGCUUCACCCCGAACGAGAAGCUAGUAAAAGAGACACGAUUUCUGUGUAGGUCUCUGGUGAAGCUAUGCCAUGUACCAGAACCCUGGCAGGACUGUGCCAAGGUACUACCAAGCCAUCACCCAUCUGACCUCCGCUCCCCAGCCUUCCUGCACUUGCUCUCUCCCUGUGCCAUGUCUUCUGUAAGCUGUUUAGUGGACCAAGUGCAGACACCAGAGCUAGUCUCCAGCCACAGCCCACGUCCCCAUUUCCUCUCUGAUUCAGAGACCUGGUUUUGUCCUUUAAAGUUGCACGUGCAUUUUACUGAGGACAGAAACAGAGGUUCGGGAAAUCCCAAACAAGCGCAUCUGGAUGCUCGUGUGUCAAGGAAAGCAUGACAACUAAUAAUGCCAUCGAUAAUAGGAGUUCAUCAGGGCCAUUUUAAAACUAGCAACACCACGUGACCAUUUAUGGGUCUUGGAAAGCAGAGAAUGUGGCUGGGGCAGCACAAAGGCCAUAGAGAGAGGGGCAUUUAGAAAAUGGGCAGACCGAGUCUCAGAAUCUCCUGUGUAGGUAUUACUCAAUUUUAAAAACAUUGAUUUUG
Messenger RNA from Alexandromys fortis (reed vole), 2875 nucleotides. It is a transcript of the gene Rnaset2, whose product is annotated as ribonuclease T2. Gene Ontology annotation, molecular function: ribonuclease T2 activity; RNA binding. Gene Ontology annotation, cellular component: extracellular region. Lineage: Eukaryota; Metazoa; Chordata; Mammalia; Rodentia; Cricetidae. Gene Ontology annotation, biological process: RNA catabolic process. The record is from RefSeq and is a predicted model, not a curated record. The coding region runs from base 146 to 925 and encodes 259 amino acids. The transcript is spliced from 10 exons.